AUGGCGUCCGUUACGUCGUUGGACAAAGACUUGCGCAGUCUACGACUGUCCCGCUAUACCCCGCAGGCAGCUGCCGAAGUGCGCGACUGGAUCGAGGAAGUCCUUCAGGAACAGUUAGCCCCGGGUGAUCUCUUGGAUGCGCUCAAAGAUGGUGUGGCGCUAUGCAAGUUGAUCAACCUAGCUGUCUCGCCCGGCGUCAAGUACAAGCAGUCAUCGAUGCCCUUCGUGCAGAUGGAAAACAUCUCCCACUUUCUUCGCGCUUGCCAGAUCCCCCCGCUAAACCUCCCGCCACACGAUGUGUUCCUGACAGUCGAUCUCUACGAAGGCAAAGACCCUGCGCAAGUCCUACAAUGCAUCAUGUCCUUCAGUCGCAGGGCAAACGCCGUCCAGCCCAGCAAGUUUCGCCGUACCAUCGGUCCACAAGUCAACAAAGGUAGUGGUUUGAGUCCGGAUGUAACUGGUUCUAGCCAAAGGCUCACCACCCCCUCGCGGUUCCGUGGAGCCAGUCCGAACUCGAGCGCACAGUCCACGCCUGCAAACUCGUCAAAUGUCAGUAGCUGGAGUAGGAAAACGGAUGAGACGUCUACGGCUCCCGCUUGGAAUAUCCACCAGUAUGGCUAUAUGGGUGGGGCGGACCAGGGCAAUCAAGGGGUGGUCUUUGGUGGGCGGCGCCAGAUCACCACUGCCGCUCCGGUUGUCCCUAGUCUUGCAGAAAAAGAGAAGCGCAGACAUGAAGCGGAAGAAAGAGCACUCGUGGAAAAGCAAGGCGCGGAACAAGCACGUCAGCGACAGCGAGAAGCUGAAGAGGAACAGGCCCGGCUAGAGGAACAACGAAGAUGGGACGAACAUACAACCCGCCUGAGGGAGCAGGAGCGCCUUCAGGUUGAAGAAGAGAAGAAACGAUGGGACGAGGAGAAGCGCCUGUGGGAAGCAGAAGAACAGCGCCGUUUGAACGAGGAAAGGGAAGCGGAAGAAAAGUUCGAACAGGAAAGGCAACGCAGGCGGAGCAUGGCCGACAACCGACUUAACGGUCAGUUCCUAAGCCAGUAUCAAGCCAGCCAGCCGAGCCCUGUCAAAGUAGCGCCGCUGCCAUCGGCUGAAUCCCAGGAAAGCCAACGCGUCAAGGAGCUGGAAAGGGAACUGCAACUUGCGCGCGAGCGAGAACUCAAGUACCAACACGAACGCGAGGAUUUCAAGAAAAAGGCCGAACCUCCUCGCCCUCGCCCGGUCCCUCCCAAGCCAAGCUAUGAUUUCUCGUCCCUCGAGCAAGAACGCCGGAUGCUCCGCACCGAAUGGAACAAAAACCAGGAUGAGUUUUCUGCUCCACCAACACCCCCUCGCCCCUUGCCCGACCCAACCCAAGCCCAGAAAUCCCCUCAAACCUCCCCACGUCCCCUCCCCGACCCUGUCGCAUACACCAACGCCCGUGAGAACCGCGUCGAUCGCUUCCUUGCCUCCAACAAACCUCCCGUCGCACCAAAACCCACCAGCCACCGCCCAGCAGACUACAGUACGACCGCCGAAGUCGACGCUGAAAACAGCCGUCGCGAGGCUGCACAACAGCAGACCAAGGCCGGUGGUUGGGCGUCCAAGUCGCUUUUGGAACGUGAGAUGGAGCGCGAACGCGAGCGUCAGCGCGAGUGGGAGGAUGGCCAGAAGGAGACCCAGGAAGCAGCGGCCAAGGGUCUUGCGGAUCCUAGUCAGGGAUCUGGACCUGGGGGUGCGUGGAAUGUCUUCCAGUAUGGAUAUAUGGGCGGUGAUAAUCAGAGUAGGGGUGGUCCGGGUUUGAGUGCCUGGGGUGCUAGACGUCAGAUCAUUGGGCCCAGGCCUCCGCCGUAA
This is a messenger RNA of Aspergillus ruber CBS 135680, 1839 nucleotides long. Its product is annotated as calponin homology domain protein. Gene Ontology annotation, molecular function: protein binding. The transcript is spliced from 2 exons. Bases 1 to 1839 code for a protein of 612 amino acids. The record is from RefSeq and is a predicted model, not a curated record. NCBI's taxonomy places the organism in Eukaryota, Fungi, Ascomycota, Eurotiomycetes, Eurotiales, Aspergillaceae.